AUGGAUGAUAUAAAAUCAAAGGACAAAUACAAGGAGAAGGCUUUACAAUAUAUAAAAAAAGAAGGGAGCACGCGACCACUUUCAUUUUAUGAACUUAAAAGGCAACUUGGAAAUGAUGUCGGUAUUCUUCAAGAGUUGGUCGCUGAAGAUAUAAUACUAGAACAAAAGGUUGAAAUAAACGGACUUUCAUCGGAUACAUCGUUCGACGUCAUAACUUUAUAUUUUAACAAAAUCAAUAAAGAGCUUCAGCCGAAAGACAAUUUAACGACUACAUUAAAAAGAAAAUUUCCAGCAGAGGAAUCGAAUUCACAAACAGAUCCUAAAUCAGUGGACCUUAACUCUCAAAUUCAGUCACUUAGAAGUCGGCUUUGUGAAUUGAACAAUAUCGAAUUGAAUUUGAAAAUACAAUUACGAAAAUUUGGACAUACAAAAGACGUUGGAUAA
Messenger RNA from Funneliformis mosseae, 444 nucleotides. NCBI's taxonomy places the organism in Eukaryota, Fungi, Glomeromycota, Glomeromycetes, Glomerales, Glomeraceae. The record is from the annotation of a GenBank genome assembly.